Purpureocillium lilacinum is the source of this 1854-nucleotide messenger RNA. NCBI's taxonomy places the organism in Eukaryota, Fungi, Ascomycota, Sordariomycetes, Hypocreales, Ophiocordycipitaceae. The record is from RefSeq and is a predicted model, not a curated record.
AUGGCGGAUGUCAAUACAGAGCUUGACAUAGUUCCAGCGACCCCAAACCUAGGCAGAAUACAUCGGUCAGGCGGCAAGGUGCGGGGUUUCGGUCGAGACGACUACCAUCGGUUUCGCAACCUCUCCCCGUGGUACAUCUGCGCUGCCGAGAAGAACAUCGGCGCCGUCCACGUCGAUUGCCGAUUGCUCCUGAAGAAAUCUAAGUUGGGAGUUUUCGGCUUUGGAGUCGACGAGCAACCCGGUGGUAUAAUCUACUUCAAUCUGGAUAUUUCCCAACCUCCCGACUGCUCGCUGUCAGAGGCCACCAUCGAGAUCACAUUUGAUCAAGAGUCUGGUUUCAUCAGACAGCACUACGCCGAAUCGACUUCCACCAAACCUCCCCAAAUUCCCGUUCAAGUUGCAACAUGGGGCCCUACGAAGCUCACGGGCGAAAAACGAACACUGACGGUCGAGUCCAGCGCGAAUGGAACGGCGUCUAUCCAGUUCCCGGGUGGUGGAAUCGGGGGCGUUGGGUUAGACAAGAAGAGGACCGUCGAGCGCUGCAGCCGAUGGGCAUUGAACAGCUCUCUCGUUAGAGGAAAGACUGGUAAACUGUACCAGGGUGUGAAAUGGACGUUGGCAGCGAACAAGUUCGACAAGGGUUCGCAACCCGGCGGCAACCUUUACACCGCAUUCUCCUUCCAGUACGAUGGCGAACCUUUUCUCAUGAAGAACAUAGUCCUUGAAUCGAUUGCCGGCGCGAUGACCCAUCGUGUCUCUCACAGCGGGAACACAUCUCGCAUCGACACCCACAUCCACGUGCUUACUCCAAGCUACCUGGCCGCCCUCGACGAAGCCGGCGGCGACCCCUCCGGCUGGGCCACCCCCAAUUGGACUCUCGAAGAAUGUGUCCGCUUCAGCGACACCAUCGGGUCCUCCUUCUCCGUGCUCUCCGUCACGGCGCCUGGUCCAGCCCUCCUUGGACCAACUGAAAAAGGCAGACGCUUAGCGCGCGCUCUCAACCAAGAAGUCUGGGAUGUCUGUCAGCAGCGGCCCGGCCGGUUCGGCUUCUUUGCGAGUCUACCCGAUUUCAACGACACGGAAGGCACAAUCGCAGAGAUCAAGGCGAUAUUUGAAUCAGAGAAAAGGGCCAAUGGUGUUGUAGUUAUGACGUCGUACGGCGACAAGCUUGUGGGAGAUGAAGUGUUCAGGCCGAUCUGGGAUGAACUUAACAAGCAUGCGGCGCUUGUCUUUGUUCAUCCGAGCCAUGUCAAGAUCACGCCGGAGAAGAUUGGCGGGUUCCUCCCACAGCCGGUGAUUGAUUAUCCGCUGGCGACGACAAGGGCGGCUAUGUCGUUGAUCGUGUCGGGCGUCAUGACAUAUUGUUCGAAGAUUGAGGUCAUCUUGAGCCAUGCUGGGGGGGCUUUUCCGUUUCUUGCUCAGCGUGGGAUCGGGGCGCUGAUAAACCCGACUAUUGCAGAGCAGUCCAAAGCCAACAUUAUUCAGGGGAGAGCUGCAAUGGGCCGAUUCUGGUACGACAUUGCGCUGUCUACCAGCGAGGCGCAGCUCAAGGCGCUUCUCGCCACGGCAUCAUCGUCACGAAUCGUCUUUGGAAGCGAUUUCCCGUACGCCCCAAAGCUGGGUAUUUAUGCUGGCCUGCUGCAGUACAGCAAGUUUGCAGAGACUGCUGAGGGUUCCCCAAUCAGGCCUGCAGAGCUCAACCAUAACGCGACCGUCCUGCUUAGAGCCCACGCGUUGGAGAAUUCCUUCUUACCGCACGACAAGGGUGAGGAGGAUAUGAGGCGUGAGCCGGAGUUUGGGCUAGAGGAGAAUGAUGACGCAGCGCAGGCUAGGGAGCAGCUAGACGAGCACUGA